AUGGAUGAUAGCAAAACAGAGGAGUACGGCUUACAUUUGUCUCACUUCAAAGAAGAUUUCCAUAUGGCAGAAUACCGAACUGUAAAUAAUUCUCAUACAGAAUUUGUUUUUAAUGCAUUUACUGGACUUAAGGAACACAGGCGAUUACUGUUUAUUCCUUUCUUCCUGACACUGGUGUCUUCUCUUGUGGGCAACACCCUGCUGAUUUUCAUUAUCAAAACACAGAGAAGUUUACACUCUCCUAUGUAUGUUUUGAUAGCUGCCAUUGCAUGUGUAGAUCUUAGUGUGCCAAUAAUUAUUGUUCCUAAAAUGUUACUCGGCUUUUUAUUUGACUGGAAUGAAAUUUCUCUGUCUGGUUGCCUGCUUCAAAUGUUUUUCACAUAUUUUGUAUGCUCGUUCCAGUCCACUAUUCUGCUCUGGAUGUCCUUGGACCGUUAUGUUGCCAUAUGUAUUCCUCUGCGCUACAGUGACUACAUGAAUAACUCCACCAUUUUUAAACUCUUUGUGGCUGCUGUUUUGAGAAAUGGCUCAUUUGUUUUGAUUAUAGUCAUCUUAGCUAGUCGUCUGAACUUUUGCUUAUCAAAUGUUAUUGAUCAUUGCUUUUGUGAGCACAUGGCUCUGGUGAACUUGGCUUGUGGCGAUACGACCAGGAACAGCAUUGUGGGAUUGAUUGCAGUCUUCUGCAUACCAAGUAUUGACGUUGUGUUCAUAGUAAUCUCCUACGUCAAAAUUUUCUUUGUAGUUUCAAAAAUGGCUUCAGGAAAGUCUCGUCAAAAAGCCAUCCACACUUGUGGCACCCAUCUUAUAGUCAUAGGCACAUCUUAUGUCUUUACUAUGAUGCCAUUGCUGGCUUACAGGAUUAAGAGUUCAAUGUCUACUGACAUCCGUGUCCUGUUAAGUAUAAUGUAUCUUCUUUUCCCCAGCUUUUUUAAUCCUUUAAUUUAUGGUAUCAGAACAAAAGAAAUAAAAGAACAGAUUCUGAAAAUAUUUCAGAAGAGCUGCUCCAUCAUCGAUUAA
This is a messenger RNA of Lepisosteus oculatus (spotted gar), 1017 nucleotides long. RefSeq names its product olfactory receptor 52K1-like. The record is from RefSeq and is a predicted model, not a curated record. Gene Ontology annotation, biological process: G protein-coupled receptor signaling pathway. Gene Ontology annotation, cellular component: plasma membrane. NCBI's taxonomy places the organism in Eukaryota, Metazoa, Chordata, Actinopteri, Semionotiformes, Lepisosteidae. Gene Ontology annotation, molecular function: G protein-coupled receptor activity; olfactory receptor activity.